UGAAUAUCAGGCACUUAGUUCAAACAGAUCUGGGACCAGGCUAGCCCUUGUUUGAAUAUCAGGCACUUAGUUCAAACAGAUCUGGGACCAGGCUAGCCCUUGUUUGAAUAUCAGGCACUUAGUUCAAACAGAUCUGGGACCAGGCUAGCCCUUGUUUGAAUAUCAGGCACUUAGUUAAAACAGAUCUGGGACCAGGCUAGCCCUUGUUUGAAUAUCAGGCACUUAGUUCAAACAGAUCUGGGACCAGGCUAGCCCUUGUUUGAAUAUCAGGCACUUAGUUCAAACAGAUCUGGGACCAGGCUAACCCUUGUUUGAAUAUCAGGCACUUAGUUCAAACAGAUCUGGGACCAGGCUAGCCCUUGUUUGAAUAUCAGGCAGUUAGUUCAAACAGAUCUGGGACCAGGCUAGCCCUUGUUUGAAUAUCAGGCACUUAGUUCAAACAGAUCUGGGACCAGGCUAGCCCUUGUUUGAAUAUCAGGCAGUUAGUUCAAACAGAUCUGGGACCAGGCUAGCCCUUGUUUGAAUAUCAGGCAGUUAGUUCAAACAGAUCUGGGACCAGGCUAACCCUUGUUUGAAUAUCAGGCACUUAGUUCAAACAGAUCUGGGACCAGGCUAACCCUUGUUUGAAUAUCAGGCACUUAGUUCAAACAGAUCUGGGACCAGGCUAGCCCUUGUUUGAAUAUCAGGCACUUAGUUCAAACAGAUCUGGGACCAGGCUAGCCCUUGUUUGAAUAUCAGGCAGUUUGUUCAAACAGAUCUGGGACCAGGCUAGCCCUUGUUUGAAUAUCAGGCAGUUAGUUCAAACAGAUCUGGGACCAGGCUAACCCUUGUUUGAAUAUCAGGCACUUAGUUCAAACAGAUCUGGGACCAGGCUAACCCUUGUUUGAAUAUCAGGCAGUUUGUUCAAACAGAUCUGGGACCAGGCUAACCCUUGUUUGAAUAUCAGGCACUUAGUUCAAACAGAUCUGGGACCAGGCUAGCCCUUGUUUGAAUAUCAGGCACUUAGUUCAAACAGAUCUGGGACCAGGCUAACCCUUGUUUGAAUAUCAGGCAGUUAGUUCAAACAGAUCUGGGACCAGGCUAACCCUUGUUUGAAUAUCAGGCAGUUCGUUCUAACUGAUCUGGGACCAGGCUAGCCCUUGUUUGAAUAUCAGGCACUUAGUUCAAACAGAUCUGGGACCAGGCUAACCCUUGUUUGAAUAUCAGGCAGUUAGUUCAAACAGAUCUGGGACCAGGCUAACCCUUGUUUGAAUAUCAGGCACUUAGUUCAAACAGAUCUGGGACCAGGCUAGCCCUUGUUUGAAUAUCAGGCACUUAGUUCAAACAGAUCUGGGACCAGGCUAACCCUUGUUUGAAUAUCAGGCAGUUAGUUCAAACAGAUCUGGGACCAGGCUAGCCCUUGUUUGAAUAUCAGGCAGUUAGUUCAAACAGAUCUGGGACCAGGCUAACCCUUGUUUGAAUAUCAGGCAGUUAGUUCAAACAGAUCUGGGACCAGGCUAGCCCUUGUUUGAAUAUCAGGCAGUUAGUUCAAACAGAUCUGGGACCAGGCUAGCCCUUGUUUGAAUAUCAGGCACUUAGUUCAAACAGAUCUGGGACCAGGCUAACCCUUGUUUGAAUAUCAGGCAGUUAGUUCAAACAGAUCUGGGACCAGGCUAGCCCUUGUUUGAAUAUCAGGCACUUAGUUCAAACAGAUCUGGGACCAGGCUAACCCUUGUUUGAAUAUCAGGCAGUUAGUUCAAACAGAUCUGGGACCAGGCUAACCCUUGUUUGAAUAUCAGGCAGUUCGUUCUAACUGAUCUGGGACCAGGCUAACCCUUGUUUGAAUAUCAGGCAGUUAGUUCAAACAGAUCUGGGACCAGGCUAGCCCUUGUUUGAAUAUCAGGCAGUUCGUUCUAACUACUCUCAUGACCAUUUUAGAACCUGUCUAGAACAUGUCAAAUUGACAGAUUUUUGUCUAAUAUAACUUUUUUCGUUUCCUCUCUUCUCCUCCAUUCCCACCGAUCCAGGGCGGCAUUUGCCAAGGAGUCAGAGGUGCUGACGGGUAACCUGGGUGACAAGCUGAUCCCGCAGAACGAGAUCCUGCGUGACGUGAGCGACCUGAAGGCCCUGGCCAACCUGCAGGAGAGCAUGGAGUGGCUGGCCUCCAGACUCAAAGGCUUCUUCAUCAACCUGCCCCACGCCGCCAGUGGGUCUCCAGGCUCGGACCCCCAGGUGACCAAUGAGAGCGUCCGCAGCAGGGACCAGAUCCUCCAGACUCUGACUGACCUGUCCAGGGCCUUCCAGGACAUCGCUGACCGCUGUCUGCUGGUCCUCCACCUGGAGGUCAGAGUGCAUUGUUUCCACUACCUGAUCCCCCUGGCCAAGCAGGGGAACUAUGCCAUCGUGGCCAACGUGGAGAGCAUGGACUACGACCCCUUGGUGGUCAAACUCAACAAGGACAUCAGUGCCAUCGAGGAGGUGAUGGGUGCUGCGCUGCAGCAGCACAAGUUCCAGUACAUCUUUGAAGGUCUUGGCCACCUGAUCUCCUGUAUUCUGAUCAAUGGAGCCCAGUACUUUAAGAGGAUCAGUGAGUCUGGCAUCAAGAAGAUGUGUAGGAACAUCUUUGUCCUGCAGCAGAACCUCACCAACAUCACCAUGUCUAGAGAGGCCGACCUGGACUUCGCUAGGCAGUACUAUGAGAUGCUGUACAACGCUGCAGAUGAGCUGCUCAACCUGGUGGUGGACCAGGGCGUUCGCUACACAGAGCUGGAGUACAUCCACGCCCUCAGCCUGCUGCAGAGGAGCCAGACGGGCGUGGGAGACCUGAGCACGCAGAACGUCCGGCUGCAGCGCCUCAAGGAGAUCAUCUGCGAGCAGGCAGCCUUCAAGCAGGCCACCAAGGACAAGAAGAUCACUACUGUUUGAGAGGGGGGACAUUGGGAGGCUGUUGUUGGCAAUGGUCUGUUUGCAUUACUGUCCAGUGUUUCUCAACCUCCUGUCUGGAAAAAGGGUUUAGAUUAAAGCUAGUAUUUUAGAGCUGACCUAGCAGUGUCAGCUAACCUUCUGAGGGACUGGUCAGCACCUCCACAGGGACGGGUGUUGAACUGCGUUUGUAAAAGUCCUAACUGAGUCUUCAUUAGAUCCUAUGGCAGACCGUAAAUAACCAUGUAAUAUGUUUUGGGGGUUGAGAUAAUGCUGGUAGGCUGUACAUUGAGUAGUUACUGAUUUAAGGUUUGAACUUAGUUACCAAUAUGCAUCUGUUGUUGUAACUCAUCUGCUUAUUCACUGGCAAGAAUGCAGCCAGUUCCUCAAGAAAUCACACACACACACUCUCCAAUUUAAAAAAUGACUCCCUUCAAUCAUCCCAUAUGUGGUCGGCCCUAGUCUCACCUGUGGAGAAUGGGGGAAUUUUCUGAGAGUCUGGUUUUGGGGCCUUUCUCAUCUCAUUGUCUUAUUACAUCUAACUGCUGCUCUCAAUUACAGCUCUCCCUCCAGCUCUCCCUCGUGGGCCCGCUGACUGUGUCUGCAAUACCAGAUGCCAGAUUAGACUGUCGAGAUUAUCACUUCUCUCCUCCUGCUUGUGGCCAUUUUGUGGCCAUUCUUCUUCCCCAAGGACAAAGAAAGAAAUUGAUUCCCCACCUCAGCUGUGGUUCACUCUAUUUCUCUCUCACUUUUAGAAUAAUGUAGAUUGGAUAUAAUGUAGCUAUAGCCGAUUCUGAUUAUAGUAUUUGCCACUGUCCUGAAAAAAUACGUUAACUGUGCUGCAGCGUUGAGGUGUGCAUGUGUGCUAGAGGAUGGGGGCCAAUGUAUCCAGUACAAUUUAAGUGUGUAUAUAGUCCCAACACUCAAGGUCUUGAACUUAAUAGGGAUGUAAUUGCAAAUCACUACUCCCCUUCCUACCACUACAACUGCUAAAACUUCUGCUAAAACUAUUCUAAAGUGAAUACACUUGCAAGGAGUCACAAAUCAUUCCUUCCCCUGCAUCCCCUCAGUAUGUUUAGUUAAUUAACUCAGAGGAAAAGUACUUAACAAGAGCGGGGGAGGGAGUAAAGAGAACAGGGGAGAGUUGUGGCAGUGCUGCUCACCAGAACCCAGCGGAACCAUCCAUCAUAAUGACAUGUAGGCUGGGAUCAAUAUGAGCCUUGUGGUUGCCGGAGGGAUUGCCUAGUGCCAUAGGAAAAGCAUUUAUUUUACUCAGCACACUCAAGACACACACAUACACGUACACACACACAACAAACACGUCCUAUAUUACACACACACACUAUGGAGGUCUCUAUGGCUUGCAGUACUCUGCACAAGUGAGGAGUUUUUUUCUGCUGAUUCUGUGAACAAGAGAACACUCCAUCUGGAUUUAAAUGAUCUGGUAUAUCGGACCCCUAUACCCACAUUUUAAAUAAUGUAAAGAUCUACAAAAAUAUUUCACUUUUUUUUUUUUUUUACGCUUUGCUUUAUUUGUUUGUUUAAGACAUGUCGUUUUGCACAUCUACAGUGUGUAAUAUGAGAGUGGUUUCAUGUCUGAUGAGUUUUUUCACAAACACCUGAUAAGAACGGAGGUUAAUGAGUCCCUGUGUGAUUUAAGGAUUAAUUUGAUAAUUUCUCCAUUGUCUGUUAAAAGUCCCUUUCAGACCAAUGCCUUGAAUAGCAAUCCUACACUGAAUUAAAGAUGACUUGCCAUUGUGUACACUGAUCUUGCUGAAAUAAAACAUCAACAUUCCUCUGUG
Salvelinus namaycush (lake trout) is the source of this 4703-nucleotide messenger RNA. RefSeq names its product exocyst complex component 4-like. Gene Ontology annotation, biological process: chemical synaptic transmission; Golgi to plasma membrane transport; exocytosis. The transcript is spliced from 5 exons. The record is from RefSeq and is a predicted model, not a curated record. Gene Ontology annotation, cellular component: growth cone membrane; synapse; exocyst. The coding region runs from base 2128 to 2904 and encodes 258 amino acids. NCBI's taxonomy places the organism in Eukaryota, Metazoa, Chordata, Actinopteri, Salmoniformes, Salmonidae.